CAUCGGACUAAAUCAUUUUCUUUCUAUGUUUGAUCUUGCCUGAAUCUUGAUGACGUUCUCCGCAUCUGCUAUUGAAGCCACACGCGUUGCCGAAUGUGCAAAUUUACAAGGAGGAAUGGGACCGGAGGCUUCAUGAGGUGCAGGUUUCUAAAAGUGAUCUCAACCGCCUCAUAAUGGAUUAUCUGGUCAUUGAAGGAUACAAAUCCGCCGCUGAAGAAUUUGCACAAGAAGCUUCCGUUGUUCCUGAAGUAGAUUUCGAAUCAAUUGAGAGCCGAAUGAGGGUGCGGGAGGCACUUCAGCGAGGUGACGUGGAGGAUGCCAUAGUGAGGGUCAAUGAGUUGAAUCCCGAGAUCCUCGACAACAAUCGUGCAUUAUUUUUUCAUCUUCAACAGCAGAAGCUGAUUGAAUAUAUCCGACAAGGACGAGUCGGAGAAGCGCUUCAGUUUGCACAAGACGAGCUUGCGCAGCUCGGGGAGCAUUCGCCAGAAUUUCUUUCAGAGUUGGAGAGGACUAUGUCGUUGCUGGCAUUUGAACAUUCGAGUUCCACUCCGAGUGCUAUCGGGGACCUAUUGAGUCCGGCUCAACGAAUGAAGACUGCGGGAGAAGUAAAUGCAGCCAUUCUAGAAAGCUUGAGUCAAGGAAAGGAAGUUAAACUGGUACAAUUGGUGAAAUUGUUGAGCUGGGGGCAGGAAACGCUCAAGGAACAUGCCGAAUUUCCAAAGAUGAGCUUGGAUGAUGGAACUAUACUUGGAUCUAGUUCCUCUACUCUGUAACCUAUAUAGUUCUACAUCAGGAUUAAUGUAACGUCAGUGUAAGUUAUACCGUGUAACAUGUCCAUAAGUAGCAAUUAAAGAUUUUUGUUGUGAAA
This is a messenger RNA of Lentinula edodes (shiitake mushroom), 868 nucleotides long. Its product is annotated as CTLH/CRA C-terminal to lish motif domain-containing protein. Lineage: Eukaryota; Fungi; Basidiomycota; Agaricomycetes; Agaricales; Omphalotaceae. The transcript has 4 exons. Gene Ontology annotation, molecular function: protein binding. The record is from RefSeq and is a predicted model, not a curated record. The coding region runs from base 174 to 773 and encodes 199 amino acids.